GAGAGAACUGCCAAUUUGGCCAACAACUAAAUAAUUAAUUAACGAUGUGAUCCUACAGAAAAAUGGUUGGUCUUGAUUGGCGUUGCUCCUGGUUCACCGGAGAAGCCACAAUUAAUGAAGGGAAACAUGCAACUUUACUCCAUGGAUCAACAGUGUAGUCAGGCUCUUGAAGCUCAUGCUGCAUCCUUUGCUCAAUUUAAGGUGAGAUUUGAUAUGAUUAUGCGAUCCUUUUCUUGCUAGUGCUCAGUAAUGUUUAACUGGUUAUGUAGUUUAUGUCUUGACUUGAUUAUGGUUUUGGUUUGAUUGUACUUUAUUGUUGUUUUGGUUACCGAUUUUGUUCUUUAUUGUUCUUGACUGUCUAUUAGUACUAUUGUAUCGCAAAUUAAUGGCUAUUGUGCUUUAAUUUUAGACUUAUAUAUUAUUAGUGAUUAUUAUGCUUUAAUUCUAGACUUUGGCAUCUACUUGCUAUAUGUUUUCUAAGUGAAUUUGCAUACGCACGCAGUUUAAAGAGUUUUGAGGUGGUUCCUUUGGUUCAUUCUAAUUAGUAUAGUCUUUUUGUGCAUUGUACAUGGUUUCUAAAGAAGAGAAUUGGCUGAAGAGGUAAGCUAUAUCUCUAAACUUAUGUUUUUAUGCAGUUCGUUCAAUUAUUUAGCAGAUCAACUUAAAUUUGAGUUAAAUAGGUAUUUACACUAUUGUCGGACUGAAUGCAACUUUCGUCUAUCAGAAUCUGAUGCAACAUUACUGCAAAAAAGUUAUGUGAAAAUCAGGCAGGAUAUGAGGCAGCAAACCAAUGAAACUGGAGAAGUUACUACACCAAUUAUAGUAAGAUCUCAUGUUGCUACUGAGGAGGAUGUGAAAGAAGCAAUAAGGCUUUUCACCAUGUCUACAAUGGAUGCUGCUCGGUCUGGAAUACACCAACAAAUCAGUCUCACACCAGAAAUGGAAAAUGAAAUAAAGGUUUGGCUUGUGUUUAAUCCUUCUCUCCCUUAAUCUAGCUUCAUUUUUGAUAAUAAAACCAAAGCCAAAAUGGAUUUGGCUUUUGUUACAUUUGCCAUUAUUCAGUGAACUUGAUGGCGACACAAUUAGUCUUAGAUAUUUUUGCUUACUAAUUUUGCGAGAAAAUUUUUGUUUUUAUCUAGCUAUUCAUGGAAUCAGUGAUUUUCAGCAAUAUUUGAAGUUUGAUUUCUAUACAUGUGCAUGACACUCUUUUUUCUAAUAUGAUAUCCUUUAUUUUAUGCUAACGUAUAAUUUCUUGAAUGUUGUCCUUGUUAACUCAGAGAAAGUGUUCAAUGAUAUCCUCAGAAAAGUUCAAGG
Molecule: messenger RNA, 1314 nt
Organism: Arachis ipaensis
Lineage: Eukaryota; Viridiplantae; Streptophyta; Magnoliopsida; Fabales; Fabaceae
Source: RefSeq, a predicted model, not a curated record